AUGGAGCCCGUCCGAUCCCUUCCUUUCCUUCUCCUCUACGUCUCCGCCAUCGCCAUCGCAAUCGCCAUUGCCUCCGCCGACUCUUCGCACUCCCUCCUCCGCAUGCGCAUCGAUCACGCCGGCGGCGGAGGAGCCGCCGACGGCCUCUUCUGCGACAGCUGGAGGCCGAUCCAGAGCUUGGUUAUCGAUAUUAUUCUACAGGAGAUGGAUAUUCGUUUCUCUGAAACAACUACAGAUUUGUUGAUUUAUAUGUCAUGUCUUGAUCCUGGGAACUCGUUCUCUAGAUUUGAUGUACAGAAGUUAGUGCGUCUGGCUCAUUUUUAUGAGGAUGAUUUUUCUUGGAAUGAGCGUAUGUUGGUUGAACAAGAGCUUGAAACAUAUAUUGAUGACGUCAGAUUAGAUGAACGGUUUGAAGGCAUUUCAGAUUUGGGAGCUCUUGCAAAGAAAAUUAUUGAAACAAUGAAGAACCGUGUGUUUCCUUUGGUUUAUCGGAUGAUUGAGCUAGCCUUACUUCUUCCAGUUGCUACUGCAACUGUUGAAAGAGUAUUUUCGGCAAUGAAUAUUGUCAAAACAGAUUUGCGAAACAGGAUUGGAGAUGAACGGAUGAAUGAUAGUUUGGUAGUAUAUAUCGAGAAAGAUGUUUUUAAUACUGUCGACAAUGAACCAAUUUUACAGCGUUUUCAUAACAUGGAGUCUCGAAGAAUGCAAUUGUCACGUAUUCGUUAG
Zingiber officinale is the source of this 726-nucleotide messenger RNA. RefSeq lists its product as uncharacterized. The coding region runs from base 1 to 726 and encodes 241 amino acids. The record is from RefSeq and is a predicted model, not a curated record. The transcript is spliced from 2 exons. NCBI's taxonomy places the organism in Eukaryota, Viridiplantae, Streptophyta, Magnoliopsida, Zingiberales, Zingiberaceae. Gene Ontology annotation, molecular function: protein dimerization activity.